UUUUGGAGCUCUUGAGUUUGCGCAAAUUUUAGCAAGAGGAGGUGGUUGAUCUCACCAAUGCAGAGAAGGAGAUUUUUGGACGGCAUAGAUUGACCCACAGACUCGUAUGAUGCCUUUCUCUCUCUCUUCCCCAAAUUUUAUUGAUUUUAGCAAGGAGGAGAUGGUCUGCGGCUUGUGGGUGUCUGUUUGGUGGGCUGCAGACAAGUGGUGCGGGUGUGCGGCAGAGACUUAGAAAGAAGAGAUGGGUUAUCGAUGUUUUGGGGAUAUGAAGGAAACAGGAAUGGAUUUGCAAAUGCAUGGUGAUUGUAACUUCACACAGCUCUUAGAAGAGGGGUCUAUCAUGAAAAUUGAAUUUAUGAUGGACUCUCCAAAAGAUGAAGUGCAUACCCAAUAGUCUCCACAUGAAGUUCAAAUGGAAUCCAUUACUAAGAAGACACAAUGGGGUGGUAAUUUUGGUCUAGAAGAAGACUGUCUCAUUGUGUCUGCAUGGCUCAAUACUUCAUUAGAUGCAGUGCAAGGGAAUGAACAAAAACACAAAACAUAUUGGAAUAGAGUUUGGGAGUACUUCAAUAAAAAGACAUUUACAUCUACUCGUAAUGCAAACUCUCCAAUGAAUCGUUGAUCAACAAUUCAACUCCAAACUAAUAAGUUUGUUGGGAUCUUAGCAUCAAUUGAGAUGGUUAAUCCAAGUGGUGUGAAUGAGCAAAACAAGAUUAUUAAGGCAAAGGAAGCGUAUCUAAAGGUCCAAGCUGUUCCAUUCAAAUUUGAUCAUUGUUGGAAUAUCUUGAGGCAUCAACCAAAAUGGUUGGAACUUGUAGCGAAGCCUCAGAAGUCUCAAACGAUAAGAAGAUCAACUGCAACAUCUUCUCCUUCUACUCUUGAAUCAAUACAUCUAGGGGAAGAUGAAGUCUCCCAUGCUUCCUUUGUAGACUUGGAGAGACCACCUGGUAGGAAGGCUGAAAAGGAACGAUUAAAUAAACGAAAAAGUAAUGAUAGUUUGAUUUUGAAUCUUGAAGGGAUACUAAAUGACAUGGCAGAAAAGAAGAGCAAAAAAUAUGAUGAGAAAAAUGAUUUUCAUGAGAGGGCAUAUUCUCAAACUCAAGAACUCAUAGAGAUUAAGAAAAUGAAGCAUCAAGAACUGGUGGAGAUCAAGAAAAUGGAGGUUGAAGAGUUGAUUCGUGUUAAGAGAGAGAAGCUUCAAUUAGAACGAAUGACGAAAGAAUUGAAAAUUACCAUGAUGGAUGCUACAAACUUGGAUCCAGAGCAGCAACAAUGCAUUAGCCAACUUUGCCAAGAACUCAUUCAACGUCAAGAGAAGAGUAAUUGGGGAAUAUUGUUUCAAUGUAGCACACUAUUCAUAUAACCUUUUUGUGCAAGGAUUUUGUUGUUAAGGUGUUUCUAAACUUUUCAAAUUUUGUUGUAGAGGAGCAUGUGCACCAUUUGGUCCAUCCAGAUUUUUGUAAUAACUCUCUCAUAUGUGAUUGGAGUUGUCUUUGUCUA
Messenger RNA from Quercus robur (English oak), 1500 nucleotides. RefSeq lists its product as uncharacterized. The transcript is spliced from 4 exons. The record is from RefSeq and is a predicted model, not a curated record. NCBI's taxonomy places the organism in Eukaryota, Viridiplantae, Streptophyta, Magnoliopsida, Fagales, Fagaceae. The coding region runs from base 677 to 1363 and encodes 228 amino acids.